AAGUAUUGUAAACUGCUGCAGCCGGUGACGCCAUCGACAUAAUUCAACAGACGGUGUGAAGGUUGUUCGCCAUCGCUUACGUCUUACGUCGUCGUUGGCAGUGAACGGAACGAAGUGUCGUCGUAUAGAUCGCUCGCUGGCUGGCUGGCUGAAAAUAGUGAACCAAAGUAUGAGUUUUCGAAAUAUGUUCGAAUAAAAAGUGUGUAGUGAGUGACUGUCAUCCAGCAAGAUGGUUGAUGACGUGAAAGAUAUUACCGAAACCGCUGAAAGUAAAGCGUCUCAAGAAGCCCUAGACCGAGCGAGAUUAGCCCGCGAGCGUCGCGAGGCAGAACAAAGGAAACGCCUGGACGAGUUGCGCGCACACGCAGCCGCGGCGCAGGCGCAGCGCGAGAAGAGGGACGAGGACCGCCGCCGGAGACAGGCUGAGCAACGCGCUAAGGAUGAUGAAAGGCGUGUACAGGUAUGUACAUGAAACCAUACUCAUUUGUGCUAGGAAAUCAGGCUUCCCGAUUAUGACCCAUGCCCGUCCGUCAAUUGAAAGAAAGGAAAUUUC
Messenger RNA from Trichoplusia ni (cabbage looper), 553 nucleotides. Its product is annotated as stress response protein nst1-like. NCBI's taxonomy places the organism in Eukaryota, Metazoa, Arthropoda, Insecta, Lepidoptera, Noctuidae. The record is from RefSeq and is a predicted model, not a curated record. The transcript has 2 exons. The coding region runs from base 230 to 472 and encodes 80 amino acids.